Molecule: messenger RNA, 878 nt
Organism: Talpa occidentalis (Iberian mole)
Lineage: Eukaryota; Metazoa; Chordata; Mammalia; Eulipotyphla; Talpidae
Product: exosome complex component RRP46
Exons: 6
Coding region: 86-793 (235 amino acids)
Biological process (GO): U4 snRNA 3'-end processing; nuclear mRNA surveillance; poly(A)-dependent snoRNA 3'-end processing
Cellular component (GO): cytoplasmic exosome (RNase complex); nucleolus; nuclear exosome (RNase complex)
Source: RefSeq, a predicted model, not a curated record
CGUGCGCACUGAGUACACAGCCUGUACGCCAGCACGCGCUUCCGGAAAACAGCAACUGUCGGGUCUGCACGUGGGGUUGGGGGCGAUGGAAGGAGCGAUGCACACUGACGCCAAGAUUCGCCCAGAGUCUGGGACAGAGCCGGUUGCUCGCGUCCCUGGCUGCAGCCUCCGGCAUUUUGCUUGCGAACAGAACUUGCUUUCCCGGCCGGAUGGCUCUGCAUCUUUCCUACAAGGAGAUACCUCCGUCCUGGCCGGUGUGUACGGACCAGCCGAGGUGAAGGUCAGCAAAGAGAUCUUCAACAAGGCCACGCUUGAAGUGAUCCUGAGGCCAAAGAUCGGGCUGCCAGGUGUUGCGGAGAAGAGCCGGGAACGGCUGAUCAGGAACACGUGUGAAGCGGUGGUUCUCGGAGCCCUUCACCCCCGAACCUCCAUCACCGUGGUGCUGCAGGUUGUCAGCGAUGCUGGUUCUCUCCUGGCCUGUUGCCUGAACGCUGCCUGCAUGGCAUUGGUGGAUGCUGGUGUGCCCAUGCGGGCCCUCUUCUGUGGGGUUACUUGCGCCCUGGACUCUGAUGGGAACCUCGUGCUGGAUCCCACAACCAAGCAAGAAAAGGAGGCCCGGGCUGUCCUGACCUUUGCGCUCGACAGUGUGGAGAGGAAGCUGCUGAUGUCCACCACCAAGGGACAGUACUCCGACGCUGAGCUCCAGCAGUGCCUGGCUGCGGCUCAGGCUGCCACCCAGCACGUCUUCCGCUUCUACCGGGAAUCGCUGCAGAGGCGUUACUCCAAGAGCUGAUUCCUUCCCACCGCCACCACCCACCAGCUCCAGUGUAAAAUAAACACAUGGCCCAGCCUAGCCAGCCUGCCCUGUGUCCUGCCUA